This is a messenger RNA of Hemiscyllium ocellatum (epaulette shark), 636 nucleotides long. RefSeq names its product claudin-6-like. The coding region runs from base 1 to 636 and encodes 211 amino acids. Gene Ontology annotation, cellular component: plasma membrane; bicellular tight junction. Gene Ontology annotation, molecular function: structural molecule activity. Gene Ontology annotation, biological process: bicellular tight junction assembly; cell adhesion. NCBI's taxonomy places the organism in Eukaryota, Metazoa, Chordata, Chondrichthyes, Orectolobiformes, Hemiscylliidae. The record is from RefSeq and is a predicted model, not a curated record. The transcript has a single exon.
AUGGCGAGCGCCGGCUUCCAAGUGGUGGGAUUCGUCGCUGGCUUGGUUGGGUGGUUCAUGGCCUGCGUUGCUAUGGCGAUCCCACAGUGGAAGAUCCGCAACCUCGGCGGCAGUACAAUUCUGACAGUGGAGGAGGGCUGGGUGGGGAUCUGGAUGAGCUGCAUCAACGACAGUGGGGGUCUCCUGAGCUGCGAUGUGUACGAUUCACUGCUAGCCCUGCCAUCUGACCUCCAGGCAGCCCGGGCCCUCAUGUGCUUGGCUGUGGCAUUGGGCAUUUUCGCUGCGGUGGUGUCAUGCGGGGGCUUGAAGUGCACCAAGUUUGCAAGGGCUGAGGAAAGGUUCAAAGCCUCACUGACUGUAACUGGAGGGAUUUUAUUCAUCAUGGCAGGAAUAUGUGUCCUGAUUCCUGUCUCCUGGACUGCUGUCAAUAUCGUGGCUGAUUUCUACAACCCGCUCGUGCCCACGUCCAUGAAGACAGAUCUGGGAGAUGCCCUGUUCUUAGGCUGGGGCUCAGCUUUUGUGCUUGUCCUCGGGGGAAGCAUCCUCUGCUGCUCAUGUCCAGCAGCUGGUGAGCACAGUGAAGGCUACGUGAGGAAUCGUACUCACUAUCAGCUCACGGCCCCUGCAAACAGGUAA